AUGCGCGAUUGUUGUAUCUGCUGCGGCCUGCGUGUAGCCGACCAGCCUUCCUGGUUGGAGACAUUCCGUGUGCUCUAUUCCACGCCUGAGGGCGCCUGUCUGUCGGACAUUGGACGUGGCAACUGGCGAGGGCUCAGCUAUCCAGCCCCUGUCCACGAUGGCCAGACGAUUCACACUCGAGACUUCUUCUGGGAAGUGCAAGACAGCACGAAGACGGUCGUGCUCCUCCAUGCCGGCUGCUGGACGCUUCUUUGUCAACAUUUGGCCGAUGCAGAGGUCCCUCUUUGCCUCGACCAUCUGAUGGAGAUGUGUAUACUGGCGCCUCCGCCAGACUGGGACUCUCUCGAUCCCCAGAUCUUUGACAAUCCCCCGGAUCCAUCCAUCGUACCAACGAUCCAACAGCUCACCCAGUCAGACACAGAUCUCCCGUGUCUCGCGCGACCAGGCCAUGCGGACUGUUUCAGUGUGCUGCCCCGGGAGAUCAUCGAGAUGGUCCUCACACGGUUACUGGCGGUGGAUGUGUUCCAUCUGCGGCUUGCAUCACGCACCCUGGGGAGCAUCUUCUGGAGCCAGACCUUCUGGAAGAGCCGGUUCGCCGUGGAUGGGGAGCGUGGCUUUCUCCACUCGGCGACAGCGAGGAAGAGUGCCGGCCAGAUCAAUUGGCGGCUGCUCUAUCGCUGCACGAGUCCCUCGCGACUCUACGGCUCCUCCCUGUGGAACUGCAAACGCAUCUGGGAGGUGAGCAGAUGGUUCAUUGUGACCCUGUCGAUGGCGCGCAGAAUCCCUGCAGCCCAGGCGUCGCCCGAUGCCUUCCACUGGACCAACGUCCAGGGAGACGACCGCGAUGGGGAUCCCUGGAAUUGUGUGCCUCUGGGGACCUACUUUGGCCUCCCUGUCGCCACGUACCGGAUCGAGAUCCCGCCAGAUCUGGUGAGCAUCACCGUCACCGUGAUCAGGGAGAAGGAUGUGACCUGGGUGACGGCUCUGCAGCUGUUGUCUGCCACCCAUCCAGCAGUCUGUGUCGGGUACAUUGCGCAGGCGCCCGAGAUCCAACAUUACACAGUCGCGCUUCCCUCUGCAUCAUCCUUCCAGGGCUUCGAGGUCGCUCUCAGCAGCGGUGGGAUACGCGCUCUCCGCGUCUGCUCCCGCUCGACGGGCCUCUCGUCCUGGUUAGGGAAUCCCAUCGAUGCCCGGGUGGCCCCCCAGCUGGAGCCCGUGUACCGGGCCUGUCUCACCCGCCGUCUGGUGUCCACAGGCGAUAUCGAUGCUCUCCAGGUGACAUGUAACAUGUAUCGGGUUGUCGGCAUCGGUAUCGGGCAGCGAGAUUCCUCACAUCGCGUGGAUUUCCGACAGCAGGCGCUCUGGCACCCGUGUGUUCCGGCCUCCAGCCUGUCUCUCAACGAAGACUCGUUUGAAGCCAUUCCUGCCGCGCUGGGACCGGGCUAUCACCCGCUGUACUGGGUGCUCUUUGGGGGGCCCGACGGACACGCCCUGCGCGAGCUGACCAGCCUUUCCUUCAUGCUGUCCAGCCAGAUUCCCUUUUACUAUCUCCAUGAGCCAUGUCCACGGGUCGAGUUGCUCUUUGGGUAUGAGCCGGUCUCCUCGCUGGGCGAUUUGCCGCAAACGAGGGAGCGUCGGUCUCGACUCGCUGACGACCUCCCGGAUCCCAAGUAUGUCUUUCGCAUUGAUGGGCCUGGCGGCGAACGCAUCGAUGCUGUCUACGUCGCGGAGAUGGCGGAAGGCAACAAUAGACGGUACGCUGAUGUCUGGGGGCCUCGCAGAUACAUGGUCUGUCACUACAUGCUCUUGUUCCCAGCCACUGCUAACGGCCACAUUCAGAUCUCCACCAACCGUGGCCGCUUCUGCCGACUUGGACGACAUCCAACCCGGUUUCGAUCCCGGCAAGAGGCAGAAGCAAAUGAUGGCCUGUCGUUCACCAAGAUCCAGACCACUCCGGGGACAACGAUUGUUGGGUUUUAUGCAUUCAAGACCGCCGAGUGUUCUGUCUUACAUCUAGGAGUGAUCUCAUCGUAG
Molecule: messenger RNA, 2034 nt
Organism: Penicilliopsis zonata CBS 506.65
Lineage: Eukaryota; Fungi; Ascomycota; Eurotiomycetes; Eurotiales; Aspergillaceae
Exons: 4
Coding region: 1-2034 (677 amino acids)
Molecular function (GO): protein binding
Source: RefSeq, a predicted model, not a curated record